This is a messenger RNA of Microplitis mediator, 1241 nucleotides long. RefSeq lists its product as uncharacterized. The record is from RefSeq and is a predicted model, not a curated record. NCBI's taxonomy places the organism in Eukaryota, Metazoa, Arthropoda, Insecta, Hymenoptera, Braconidae. Bases 183 to 1241 code for a protein of 352 amino acids. The transcript has 6 exons.
GCAAUUAUUAACUUUUUCCAUAACAAUUUUAUGAUAACAUUUUUAAACUCAACAAUUAUUAAUGAGUUGAAUUCUUAUUGGUAACACAACAGCUUGAUUAGUGUUUUGUGACUCGACUUGUUCACUCUUUAGUAUUUACUCUACUAAAUCACGUUUAUCAUAAUUAUUAUUUAACUAGAACUAUGAAGUUGGCCUUGUUGUUUUGUGGAUUGGGGCUUAUCACCACUGGAUUUAGCACGGAAAACGAAGCUGAAGAUUACAAUGACUCGUCUAAGACAUCCGCCAGUAUACAAACCGACUCCCCGGAAGAUUAUGAUUUAUUUGAAAUAACGGAAGUUCAAGAUACAACAAAAAAAACGUAUCACUGUGCGGCACGUAAUUUAGUCAAAAAUGAAACUAAUCUCGAUCAAAAAACCAUAGAGACUAUGGAUAACAAUGGAAUCCAAUCUCUGCAGCCCAAGAAACUUCACUAUCAAGUACGCAGUGUUAGACAAAAAAUGUGCCAGUCUGGGUUCAAUCCAUUUCAAGUCGACAGCAAAGUCGGUUCCAUUCACAAACGGUUUAAAAAUGUCAUAAGACUGAUGAUCUACAAUACACCUGGCAUGUUCCCUGGAUUAAGAGUAAUUCGUAGUGAUCUUGAUCGAAGGAGAAAGCGCGAGCCACAAAAUUGGUUUCGUUUUGAAUUAACAAACAAUCAAAUUACUGCAGACUUUGAUUAUGACAAUUAUUUUGUCACUAUUUAUGGUGACUUUGGCAGAGUUCAAGCUUACUCAAAACUUCUUGUCACUUUAAAAAUCCACAAGAGGCUAAAUAAUUUUAAUGACAGCAUCAGUAAAAAAAUAAACUUAGAUCUUGGAAUAAUGGAAGUGAUUUUAUCCAACUUUGGCACUAUCAUUUUAAAGGACAAUUCAACAGCAAGCGUUAUGGUGAGAGCACUCAAUGGCAUUCGCACUGAAUUAAGUCCCGAUGGUGAUAUUCAGAUUGAGUUUGAAGACAGUACCAAAGAAGCUUUGGAACAAAUAAAUUCUUUAUUAUAUUCUUCUGUUUGGUUACAAUCAAUGGCUGAAAAAUACGAAGUCAUAAAAGUAAAAAAUAAAAUAAAAAGAAAUAGCAGUGACGAUGCAAGCCAGCAGCAACAGCAACAGCAACAGCAGCAGCAGCAGAAGCAGCAGCAGCUCGAGGCUAAUCCGGGUGAUCGAUCGAUUCGCUUCCCUCUUUGUGUCUCUCUUGCUCUCGUGUAG